UAAAAUUCACUCCUCCCCUUCACACAGUCCAAUAUUUCAUUAAAAUUUCAUGAAUAUUCAAUGUAUUAAUAAAAAUAGUAAAUAUUUUAUGUAGUCUGGCAAUCUAGAAUUUGGCCAGUUCAUGACCAUACUCUUUAUUAAUUUUCAUUAUACUACCAGCCACCCAUGUGACAAAAUUGAGAAUAAAAUUGUUUCCAUUACUCUAGUGUCUCCAGUAAUCUAAUUACUAGCUAGUAGUCCUGUUAAAUGUCAAUAUAUUUUCUGUACCUGUGAGUGAUUGAAUUUCCAGCACUAGUGCAGUAGUGCAGUACUCUAGGCUCAAAUUAGGACAUUUAGGUUCUUUCCAUGGUUUAAUCCUUAUUGUGACAGACGGCAGUGUUUAUAACACAAUUAUCAACACAUCGGGUUAACAAAAUGUGGAUAAAAAUGAAAACAUAUUUCAUACAAAAUGAAGAAGAUGUUAGUGAAAUAUUAGUGAAUAAUAUGAAUGAUUUUAACAAUGUGUUUGAGUUAAAUAAAAAAAAUAUAUUAAAAUCUAACAAGAAAAUGAUAUCUGGCAUGGAUUUAAUUUUGCUUAAAGCAAACCUAACUCCAUUAAAAAUUCAAAGAACUAACACUUCAAAAUCUUUAUUAAAAAAGAACAGUAAAAUGUAUUUUGUAAGUUGUAUUAACAUCAAAAAUAAAAAAGGUGAAUAUUUCAGUUCAUUAAUAAAUGAUAUAAGUGAACAUGACAGAAUAAUUAUAAUUGACGGGCUUGUACUUAAACAGUUCAGUAUUUGCAAUUCUAGCAUAUUAACUGUUUUAGUUCGACCACAAGAUAAUUCUUCAAUCGUAUUAUUCAAAUAUAAAACUGCAUUAAAAAAAUCAAAUACACUACUUGAAAAUAAUCUCUCUUUAUUAACUGGUCCUGGGAUUUAUUCACUAUUUGGAAAUGUAAAAAAAAUCGUAAAAUAUGAUGAUGAAGAGUUAAUGUUAUUAAGAUUACAAUGUUGUGAUAAAUCAUGCAUAAAAACUCUCAAAUAUUCUAAUUUUAUUGAUGAAUAUAAAAACAAUGCGAACAAAAAAAUAGCAUCUGAAAUGAAAUAUGAUUUUUUUUCAAAUAAAAUUGAUAUUUUAGUUAAAACUCCAAGUACCGAUUUUAUUUCCUUGUUACUUAAUCAACUAAUAUGUUUAAAAAAUGUAGAAGUGAAAAAUAUAAAUAACUCAGACAUAUUUUCACUACAAAUUAAUGGAAUUAAUCAAAAUAUAAAAGCUGAUCCAAUAGAAACUGGUAUUGUAAAUUCUCUUAGACCUCCUACAAGACAUUUUCCAAUACCAAAUGAAUUGAAACCUGCAACUCGGCCUAAAAUUAAACAAUUAUCUAGUGAUGUCCAAUUGGUUUUAAAAGAUAAAACUCAGGAAUCAAGUAUAAUUAUUUCUCCAACAGAGGAACCAAUAAGUUUUCAACAAAGUCAGCACGAUGAAACAAUAUUUGUGAAUUUAUCUGAUGAUGAUAUUGUCAAUUUGUCACCAUGUCAAGACUUUACAACAUCUACACAGAUUAAUCAGAAGGAUAAUUAUGUUCACAAUAAUGCUAGUUCAUUUGGUCAAAAAAAAUAUGAUGACAACUCAUCAAUUACUCUAUCAAAUAAAGAUACCUCGUUAUCUGAAAGGAAACUAUGUUCACAAAGAGCAAUUUCACCAAGCUCUUCUACAGAUGGCUCAUGUUCACCUAGUUUUUUUAAUGCUGAAUCAGAAUUAUUUAUAUCCAACGAAGAAACUCAAUCAAAUAAUUUAAAAUCUAAUAUUGUAAACCAACCUACACAAUGUAUAGGUCCUUGUAGACUAAUUCAUACUGAACCAAACAUAUUUGUUAGUAAUGAAAUUGUAAGUGGAUAUUGCACAAGAUGUAUAGCAUUUGUUUCAAAAUGUAAUCUGAAAUGGUCAAACCAAUCUUCAAACAUGGAAUACAAGUGUCCUACAUGCUCUAAUAUUGUACAUCUUACAUUUUUUUUUAUGAUGAAUUUUUUGUAUGGAAAUAAUGAAUCCCAAGCUAUACAAGUAUGUUGUUAUAAUAAACAUGCUGAGCAUGUAAUCAAAAAAAUUUCAAAAAAAAAUAUAAAACUAGAAGAAUAUUUAUCAAACCACAGUACUAGAAAACUAGUUAUGAAUUCCAUGAAAUCACUUAUAAGUAAUAAAACAAAAGUUAAUAUAAUUGUUUGUUUCUCACCUAAUGAUAAUGCUAACAUACUUCUAGGAAUAGAUACAAAAUAUGUUGUUACAAGUAAGACACCAUAAACAAUAUUUUUUUUAUCUUAAUUAUUUAUAAUAAUACUGUAAGUAAUACUUAUUUAUAAUAUUUACCAUAUCAU
Rhopalosiphum maidis (corn leaf aphid) is the source of this 2351-nucleotide messenger RNA. RefSeq lists its product as uncharacterized. Bases 415 to 2277 code for a protein of 620 amino acids. The record is from RefSeq and is a predicted model, not a curated record. Lineage: Eukaryota; Metazoa; Arthropoda; Insecta; Hemiptera; Aphididae. The transcript has 2 exons.